This is a messenger RNA of Colletotrichum phormii, 2293 nucleotides long. RefSeq names its product SNF2 family N-terminal domain-containing protein. The record is from RefSeq and is a predicted model, not a curated record. Bases 1 to 2250 code for a protein of 749 amino acids. Gene Ontology annotation, biological process: DNA repair. Gene Ontology annotation, cellular component: nucleus. Lineage: Eukaryota; Fungi; Ascomycota; Sordariomycetes; Glomerellales; Glomerellaceae. Gene Ontology annotation, molecular function: ATP binding; ATP-dependent chromatin remodeler activity. The transcript has 12 exons.
AUGGAUUCCGCCUCGUUUGUAGACCUGGACAGCAACGCUUCCUUCGACUUGCAUGGUGGUGUCAUGGCCACUCACCAUCACUCUUCGGAGUACGAUAAUGAGUCUAUGACUGAAGAUGAAGAAGAGGACUCCGAUGAUGAAUUCGGGCCCUCUGAAUUCGUUGCGUUGGAGAAGGCAAGACGUACAAUGACGAGGACGUACAAUGACGAGGACCUCGAUGUUGUGCCUCCUAAGGCGAAGAAGCCAAGACGAACGCGGGAGAUAAAUGCGCCAGAAUCAUUCACCGACCCUAUUCCCGUCAGUCAAAUGACAAGAGUCUCAAAUGCACAGAGGCAGAAAAAGAUCUCUGUAAAGAGAAACGCCGGAACGGAUAACCGUCGUAGCGGUACCCAGAGCAAGCAUCUUGGAGAAGCCAUUAGAAUCUUCGGCUACCGAAGCGUAGAGUGCUUCCAAGAUAGCAAGAGCAGGCGUUACCGCCUGAAGGGCAUGGCUCAAAACACGAAGCUUUUUGAAUGGCAACUCAACCCUGUCGCGUGGAUGGUGAAGAGGGAAAACGGUCUGGCGCCACCCUAUGGAGGCGUCCUUGCUGGCACUAUGGGCAUGGGGAAGACGCUCAUGUCCCUUGCCUGUGUCGUUGGUAAUCCGCCUCCUGAGACAGAUUCUCAGGGAUUCUCUGGGGCAACGCUAGUCGUCGUUCCCAAGGAUUCUGUUGCCCGUCAAUGGCAAGAACAGAUCUCACAACAUGUCGAUUGCAUCAGACCCGAAGAAGUAUAUUAUUACAAGAAACUUCAUCACGCAGUUUCUGGUGGAGACAUAUCGCGUUACAAGAUCGUCAUAACCACCUAUCAGGAACUGCUCAACUACCCUUCCGAGGACGCGAUGAAGAAGUUGAAGGAAGAGUUCCAGGGUGAAGAGUUUGACAAAGCCUUCAAAGCUGCAGCUGGUGAGGUCUUCUCCGUGAAGUGGUUCAGAAUCAUAUUCGACGAAGCCCAUGAGAUGAAGAACGUCGCCACCAAGACCUUCAAAGCCUGCUAUGCGCUAACGAUGAGACACGUUUGGCUCAUCAGUGGCACGCCCCUGAUCAACGGAGGAGUCGAAACAUUUCCCUACGUCAAGGGAUCCUCCGUUGCAUUGGAUUCUCUAAUCAACACUUGCACUUACCGGAGUAACAUUCACAGGACGGUUGACGACAAAUUCCUAAGGGAGAGAAUCAUGAAAGAUCUGAUGCCAUUCAAGUCGGAGGUGAGGUGGGUGAAGAUUUCCGAGCAGGAGAGAUUUCUCUAUGAUGAAAUGACACUGGCCUACAACGAGUCAGAUGCAGCAGCAUCAGCGAUGUAUAUGUCUCGCCAAAGACAGCUGAUUUCUCAUCCUUACGGGAUUGAGAGAGCUUUUCAGACCGACUUCGGCGAAGAAAAGCUCGCUCACAUAAGCAAUGGCCUGAAGACAAUCGAGCUAGGCGCCCCAACGGGAGAGCACUUAGAAUGCGGCAUCUGUGGUACGGAGAGCAUGAAGGAGGCCUGGAUCAUCGAUAAAUGCGACCAUACGUUUUGCUGCGAUUGCAGUACCAAGACAUGGCGUUUCCGCGCUCAAGCCGACAUCUGUCAGCACAAAGGUUGCAACCUUCCUUACGACAGAGAGACCGAUGUACGGAGAGUCUUGACUCUCUCUACCAUGGAGUCAGAGUGUGAUCGCCUAGAUGAAGAGGAGGCCGCCGCCCAUGCAGAGCCCUCAGACCAGACUUUUUCUGGCAAGAAGUACGGCUGGGACAGCAAUGGGGUAGCGCCCACACUCACAAACGGAGACCUGGCCUAUAUCAAGCUGGCCAUGCGUGAAAAUGGGGGCUAUCUGCCUUUGGGUUCCAAGCUUACUGUGGCAAGAGACCUCAUCUUGGAGUAUCAGAAAGAGAGGAUCCAAGUCGGAGACGAGUUACAGAGCCCGAAGAUCAUUUACGCCUGGUGGAAUGAGUCGGCCGAAAAGCAGGCCGAUGGCCGGGUCCACCGCGUUGGUCAGACGCAGGUCACCUCCUCCGUGGUCAUCAAGGCUGAGAACACGAUAGACAACUAUGUUGUCCAACUUCAAGCUGAGAAGUCAAAGGAAAUCGCGCACAUCCUCCAAGAUGACGCGCAUGGAACUCAACUAUACAGUGAGCUGGAAUUGAUCAAGUUGACCGCGCCGCACAAAUACAAGGAGCUGGUCCGGACGGGACUGGCCGUUAUUAGGAAGGAAGAUGAGGAAGCGGAGAGGCUCUAACCAGAGGUUGAAUCUGAGGCAUGAGCAUCAAGGAGGUUACCAC